AUGUCAAGAAGAGGCUUACGAGAUGAAGAAAUCGAACGAUUAUUGUGUGAAAUUCCAUCAGACGAGGAUUCCACUGUUGACACCACAGAUGACGAAUCUGAUUAUGAAGCAAGCAUUGUUGCGGAGGCUAUUGUGUCGUCUGAAGGCGAAGUUUCAGAGAGCGAGGAAGAAAGUGAGUCCACUCCGCCAAAACGCGCUGCUGACACAGCGCCAACUUGGGGACAACAAUUCAAUGCUACCUCAGGAAUGCAGUUCGACAGUGAAUCAGGACCAAGUGCUUUUAUUAGGGACAUUGAUGAUCCAGAACCUAUCGAUAUAUUCGAAAAAAUAUUUCCAAAAGAGCUAGUUCAGCUAAUCGUUUUCCAAACAAAUUUAUAUGCGACGCAAUCUGGCAAGUCUUUCACUCCAACAACUGACAAUGAAAUACGAACUUUCCUGGGAAUCAACAUUUUGAUGGGUAUAAAGCGUAUGCCAGCAUACAGAGACUACUGGUCUAGUGCCCCAGAACUUCAUGAUCGUUAUAUUGCAUCUCUGAUGGCAGUAAAUCGGUUUGGAUGGUUACUGAGGAACAUUCAUCUGAAUGAUAACACAUUGCAUCCAGAAAAAGGACACCCAGGUUAUGACAAACUGUACAAGCUGCGACCAGUGAUCAAGAUACUAUCUGAAUCUUUUUCCAAGUGUUACCAACCCAGCAAACACCUAGCAAUUGAUGAGUCAAUGAUCAAAUUCAAAGGCCGCAACAGUAUGAAACAAUACAUGAGAGAUAAACCCAUAAAGCGUGGUUACAAAGUGUGGAUGCUGUGUGACAAGACCUCUUACAACUUGAAAUUUGAUAUUUACACCGGAAAA
Molecule: messenger RNA, 849 nt
Organism: Schistocerca piceifrons (Central American locust)
Lineage: Eukaryota; Metazoa; Arthropoda; Insecta; Orthoptera; Acrididae
Product: piggyBac transposable element-derived protein 4-like
Exons: 1
Source: RefSeq, a predicted model, not a curated record